This is a messenger RNA of Bombyx mori (domestic silkworm), 1513 nucleotides long. RefSeq names its product dihydropteridine reductase (gene Dhpr). Gene Ontology annotation, cellular component: cytoplasm. Gene Ontology annotation, biological process: L-phenylalanine catabolic process; tetrahydrobiopterin biosynthetic process. Lineage: Eukaryota; Metazoa; Arthropoda; Insecta; Lepidoptera; Bombycidae. Gene Ontology annotation, molecular function: NADH binding; NADPH binding; 6,7-dihydropteridine reductase activity. Bases 410 to 1114 code for a protein of 234 amino acids. The transcript has a single exon. The record is from RefSeq and is a predicted model, not a curated record.
UUUUUCUUAAGUACAUACAAAAGUCCGACCCUUUUUAAGUAGGUAUUUAAAAUAAUAAAAACUGAAAGGUUUUAUUUUGUACUACUGGCAUAUUAUUAUAAUGUAAUUAUGUGAAUAUGUACUGAAUUGUACUGCAAAUGCGGUACAUAAAACUAAAAUUUGCAAGUGUCAUCAAAUACGCAGACCUUAUGCAGUGAAAGCUCCCAAAUAUUAAGUGUAUAAUCUAUGGUGAAAGCUUGAACUUAUUGGCAACAGGUAGAAUGAUAGAAUUUCACAGAAUUGACAGAUCGGUGCACACUGGCCAGCGGCUAAAUGUUCUUUACAAUUACACACACAUAUGUCUUACCGGUUUUUCAGUCCGGUUUGAUUUUUAGUCAGUUUGAAGUUGUGAACGAGAGAAGACGUUGUAAUGGCUACCGGUAGAAUCGUCGUGUACGGUGGUCGUGGGGCAUUGGGUGCUGCCUGCGUGAACCAUUUUAAAUCUUUUAAUUAUUGGGUCGCUAACAUUGAUUUGAAUCCCAACGAAAAAGCCGAUUUUAACAUUACUGUCCCCAAAGACGCUUCAUGGGUUGAACAGGAAGAUCAUGUCGUGAACGAGCUUGGAAACGCCCUACAAGGUCAGAAAGUGAAUGCUAUUAUAUGCGUUGCGGGUGGCUGGGCUGGCGGAAACGCCGCUAAGGACCUCAGCAAGCAGGCGGACUUGAUGUGGCGUCAAUCAGUGUGGAGUUCCUCUAUUGCAGCAACAUUGGCAGCUAAGUACUUAAACACUGGUGGUUUGUUGGCUUUAACUGGGGCAAAAGCAGCCUUAGAAGCCACCCCAGGAAUGAUCGGCUAUGGAAUGGCAAAGGCCGCUGUACACCAACUCACAAAAUCUCUGGGUGCUAAGGACUCUGGUCUGCCAGAGAAUUCAUUAGCUGUAGCUAUAAUGCCUGUUACAUUGGAUACAGAAAUGAACAGAAAAUGGAUGCCAAAAGCGGACUUCAGUACAUGGACUCCGCUGACCUUUGUGGCUGAGUUAUUUGAAAAGUGGAUGAAGGAUGAAGGCCGUCCAGCGAAUGGCAGCUUAGUUGCCCUUGUCACCAAAAAUAAUGUUACUGACUUAAUUAUUGAGUAAAUUUUUACCAAUAUUUAAAAAUCUCAAAAUGAUAUAACAUUUACUUAGUUAAUUGUAUUACAAAAUUCAAUACAAUGGUUGUAUUAACUUUAUUUUAUAUUAAGUUAAACAGAUAUUAGAAUACAAAAUGUUUUAUACAUAUUUUUAAGUUGUAUUUGAAUGUUGUUUUUGUGUAACUAUUUUCUGUUGAGCGUUGAAUUUAUUGUAGAGAUGUAUUAUAUUGAAAGUAUAGGCAAGUUUAAGCAUAAUUUAAUACAUAAUAUAUACAAUCAAAACAAUAUUAUUAAAAUUUACAUCAUGUGUGUUAGACAAUAAAUUGAAUAACCAAAAUGCUUCAUUUUCAUUUUAUGGCUAAAAUAUAAUCAUUCCUUGUAUGUUAAUAAAAUUGUAUGCAUGAAA